Messenger RNA from Saccharomyces cerevisiae S288C, 1578 nucleotides. RefSeq names its product mRNA-binding protein NAB2 (gene NAB2). Gene Ontology annotation, biological process: regulation of mRNA stability. The transcript has a single exon. Gene Ontology annotation, cellular component: nucleus; cytoplasm. Gene Ontology annotation, molecular function: poly(A) binding; zinc ion binding. Lineage: Eukaryota; Fungi; Ascomycota; Saccharomycetes; Saccharomycetales; Saccharomycetaceae. The record is from RefSeq and is marked reviewed. The coding region runs from base 1 to 1578 and encodes 525 amino acids.
AUGUCUCAAGAACAGUACACAGAAAACUUGAAGGUUAUCGUUGCCGAAAAACUGGCUGGUAUACCAAACUUUAACGAAGAUAUCAAGUAUGUUGCGGAGUAUAUUGUCUUAUUGAUCGUUAACGGUGGUACUGUUGAAUCUGUCGUAGACGAGCUGGCUAGUUUGUUUGAUAGUGUUUCGAGAGAUACGCUUGCAAAUGUUGUUCAAACAGCCUUUUUCGCAUUAGAAGCUCUGCAACAGGGAGAAAGUGCUGAAAAUAUUGUUUCCAAAAUUAGAAUGAUGAAUGCGCAAAGCUUGGGACAAUCGGAUAUCGCACAACAGCAACAACAGCAACAACAACAACAGCAACCAGACAUCGCGCAACAGCAACCUCAACAGCAACCUCAACAGCAACCUCAACAGCAACCUCAACAGCAACCUCAACAGCAACCUCAACAGCAACCUCAACAGCAACCUCAACAGCAACCUCAACUUCAACCACUUCAGCCACAACUAGGGACCCAGAAUGCAAUGCAGACAGAUGCUCCUGCAACUCCAUCCCCCAUAUCAGCCUUUUCCGGCGUUGUUAACGCUGCAGCUCCCCCUCAGUUUGCGCCUGUAGAUAACAGCCAAAGGUUCACUCAACGUGGCGGAGGCGCCGUUGGAAAGAAUCGUAGAGGUGGUCGCGGUGGGAACCGUGGAGGACGCAACAAUAAUUCCACACGUUUUAAUCCGUUAGCAAAAGCACUUGGAAUGGCGGGUGAGAGUAAUAUGAACUUCACUCCAACCAAGAAAGAGGGGCGUUGCAGAUUGUUUCCUCACUGUCCUCUUGGUAGAUCAUGCCCACAUGCACACCCAACUAAGGUAUGUAAUGAAUAUCCAAAUUGUCCAAAGCCUCCCGGAACUUGUGAGUUUUUACAUCCAAAUGAAGAUGAAGAGUUGAUGAAGGAAAUGGAAAGAACUCGUGAAGAAUUUCAAAAAAGAAAAGCUGAUUUAUUGGCGGCAAAAAGGAAACCGGUACAAACUGGUAUCGUUCUGUGUAAAUUUGGGGCUCUGUGUUCCAAUCCAUCAUGCCCAUUUGGUCAUCCAACACCAGCAAAUGAAGAUGCGAAAGUCAUUGAUCUAAUGUGGUGUGACAAGAAUUUGACAUGUGAUAAUCCUGAGUGUAGAAAGGCCCACUCUUCAUUGUCGAAGAUCAAGGAAGUAAAACCAAUAAGCCAGAAGAAAGCAGCUCCACCUCCGGUUGAAAAGUCCUUAGAACAAUGUAAGUUCGGUACGCACUGCACCAAUAAACGUUGCAAAUAUAGACAUGCUCGUUCUCAUAUUAUGUGCCGUGAAGGAGCAAACUGUACUAGAAUUGAUUGUUUAUUUGGCCAUCCAAUUAAUGAAGAUUGUAGAUUUGGUGUCAAUUGUAAGAAUAUUUACUGUCUAUUCAGACAUCCUCCAGGCAGAGUACUUCCGGAAAAGAAAGGCGCUGCACCCAAUUCAAACGUUCCUACCAAUGAAAGGCCAUUUGCAUUGCCAGAAAACGCAAUAAUUGAAAAUGCUCCUCCGCAAACCAGUUUUACGCACCAAGAACAAGAUACGGAAAUGAACUGA